GCGACUCUCGCCAUCAUCACCCAUCUCAGCGGCAAGCACUCGUCGUCUUGUCCUCGUCUUGUCGACUUAUUUGUUUCCUGGCCUCGCAGCUAGAACUCUCCAAUGGCGGACAACGCGCUCCCAACCAGCAUUUUCUUCGACGAGGCAGGACGACCUCUGCAUAUAUUCGUGGAGACUUCCGAGUUCGCCCAACGUCCGAAGCUCAUUCGAGAUCUGCGAAGAGACGGUGCUAUGAUUGCCCAUUAUCCGUCAGACGCGCAGAUCAUUCUCGUGGAUAUGGAAACAAAUGCCGGGCAACAGUUCGUCCACGAUUGGGGCUCAGAAUCAGGGAAGGUGGUGUUGCGAUGGGAGUGGGCCCGUAAGUCCACCCAGCUGGGCAGGGCUCUCCUAGCGAACGACAAUUGGGGAGGGUAUCGCCAACUGCCCGAUAACAGUGGACAUGGGGUUAUAGCCGGCCAUGAACAUCCCCUACCCACACCCCCUCCGGACAUAGCUGUUAUAUCUCAACCCGCCAACAAUAUGUCUCUUCAAGCCGCUCUACAAGCCCUAUCUCAGGGCCAAAAUGUACCGCCAACAGGUCUUGAUGCCUCCGGCGUCACCGGAACCCAGCUGCCGUCUGGCGUAGCUGUUUCUUACCAACCACAAGCCAACGGUGUCCCCUUGCCUCGCCUCCAGAAUCCCACCGCACAUACACCCGCCGAGAUCCUCACUGCUUUGUCGCAAGCCAUUCAGAACACAAACCCUGCAGAUCUGCAGACCUUUCUGACGCAAUUACACGCGCAAGCCACUCAAGCCUCCGGUACGCUCAGCGCGGCCCCAUUGUCACAUUCUGUGCCGGCCAUGGGCGGUCAGCUGCCUCCUCCGGGACUCGAGGCGUCGAAUUUCAUGUAUCCCAGCCCCAGUACAGCCGCCACACGAACGCCACGACCAUCCCACUCUUCUCUCGAUCCGCCUAGUUCUAUCCCUUGCAAGCGUCGAAAGUCCACUGGUGGUACACCGUCCUCCGUCAUGUCAUCGCGUAACAAGGGCAAAGAACGCGCAUACUCUCCAGAGCCGCCUCUCAAACAAAGUCGCAGGAGUGGUAGCUACUCGGACGACGACGAGAUGCAAUCAUCCCUCCCUCAGGCCUCUGGACCGCUCCCAAACUCGGAUGAAGUCUUCGUCGAUGGCGGGGAGCAGCUGGUCUUCUGGGUGCAGAUGGAGACGAAGCAACGCGGCGACUUGUUACAGAUAAUCAAGCGAAAUGGGGGCAAAAUAGUCGCGGAGAUCCUCGAUGCAGACUAUGCCGUCCUGGCACAGAACUCCAAGCCUUUCGAGCACUGGCUCAAGCUUGCCACACAAGCCAAUGUAGCAGUCGUCCAGUCAAGGUAUAUUUAUGAAAGCGUCAAACAAUCCGCUUUGCUAGACGCAGAUGAAUACGGUUUCGAAGACGUGCCGAAGCGAAAACGUGGGCGCCCGAGGAAAGAUCCUCAGGUUUCGACACCUACGAAGGCCAGCAAGAAGAGGAGCCCCAUAAAAACCAAAGCACCGACCUCGGCUGGACCCUCCAGCCAACCGCAGCCGCAGGUCCCGGAGCGUGCUUCCUCCUCUCAAACCGUCCGCGCAUCGCAAUCACCUCCGCCCCCGCAGAACCCACUGAUGAUGGAGAGUGGAAGGUACCGUUAUACCACUGAGGAAUGGGAGUAUGCCCAGCGCUACAUCCCCAUAUUGUUCGCGCGGGACCCGGAUAUGUCCAUGCAUACGAUUGCCAGCAAGUUGCACGACAAGAUGCCCCAUCAUCCCAUCAUGUCAUGGCUGACGUGGAUAGGCAAGGACCCGAGGUCGUCAACCAUAGCACAAGCAAGGAAACGGGCCCAUAUCCAAUGGCGAAAGGCUGCCCAGCAAAAGCCUGUGCCUCAGCUCGGUGACGAACAGACGAAUGCGACGCCUGCAGCCCCUCAGUCAUCUCUACCUACGCUGAACGAAACGGCGCCGCCGGAGCCGCCUGCAAACGCACCGGAGAACGGGAGUCAGCUUGGACCCGAAGAUGCGCGCGACUUCGAUUUCUUCGCUCAGUUUCUUGCGGACGGUGGUGCGGACGGCCGGAGUGACCCAGAAGUCUGGGCGCUGCUGGCGAAAGAGCGCCCGUCGCGCACUGCGGAAGAGUGGCAUGUAUUCUGGGGAGAACACGGUCAAGCCAUUGAUGAUGUUGUCCAGCGCCUGAUGAAGGAAACGGAUGCCUCUGAGCAACAAGCCAGUUGAGGUAUUUGUGCUUGCCAUAUCUACCCAAGUGGACGUACGACACGGAGAUGCGUAUGAAGGCUCGCUAGCACCUAUGACCUAGAUUAUAUGUUUGUUGAAGUUCGUUCGCGACUUACGGACUGUAUCCAUAGUCGUACCGUAAGGGCGUACCUUUGUUGUCUUACCAUCGGUUUGCACACAUGUACUG
Molecule: messenger RNA, 2428 nt
Organism: Rhodofomes roseus
Lineage: Eukaryota; Fungi; Basidiomycota; Agaricomycetes; Polyporales; Fomitopsidaceae
Exons: 6
Coding region: 103-2241 (712 amino acids)
Source: RefSeq, a predicted model, not a curated record